This is a messenger RNA of Hansenula anomala, 915 nucleotides long. RefSeq names its product urate oxidase. Gene Ontology annotation, biological process: urate catabolic process; purine nucleobase catabolic process. NCBI's taxonomy places the organism in Eukaryota, Fungi, Ascomycota, Saccharomycetes, Phaffomycetales, Wickerhamomycetaceae. The record is from RefSeq and is a predicted model, not a curated record. Gene Ontology annotation, cellular component: peroxisome. Bases 1 to 915 code for a protein of 304 amino acids. Gene Ontology annotation, molecular function: urate oxidase activity. The transcript has a single exon.
AUGGCUUACUCUGCUCUACAAUCAUCAUCAUACGGUAAAGACAAUGUCAAAUUCCUAAAAGUUAAAAAAGAUCCUCAAAACCCAAAGAAACAUGAAGUCAUUGAAGCUACUGUUAAAGUCUUGUUGGAAGGUAACUUUGAUGUCUCUUAUACUGAUGCUGAUAACUCACCAAUCGUCCCAACUGAUACCGUUAAGAACACAAUCUUGAUUCUUGCUAAAACUACAGAAGUUUUCCCAAUUGAAAGAUUUGCUGCAACUAUCGGUGCACACUUCAUCAAGAAAUAUUCACACGUCUCUGGUGUUUCUGUCAAUGUUAUCCAAGAUCGUUGGGUCAAAUAUGAUGUCAAUGGUUCAUUACAUGAUCACUCUUUUAUCCAUCAAGGCCCAGAAAAGAGAAUCACUGAUUUAUACUACAAGAGAACUGGUGAUUACACUUUAACUUCAUCAAUUAAAGAUUUAACAGUUUUGAAAUCAACAGGUUCUCAAUUCUAUGGCUACAAUGUCUGUGAUUACACCACUUUGAAACCAACAACUGAUCGUAUCUUAUCUACUGAUGUUGAUGCUUCAUGGAAAUUUGACUCUAAAAAAUUGGGUCCAAUUUCAAGUAUUGCUAAAUUAGCUGAAUCUGGAUUAUUUGAUAAAACUUACCAAGCUGCUAGAAAAAUCACAUUGGAUAGAUUUGCUUUAGAAAAUUCUGCAUCAGUUCAAGCAACUAUGUAUAACAUGUCUACAGAGAUAUUGAAAGCUGUUCCUGAAGUUGAAAGUGUUUCUUACCAAUUGCCAAACAAACAUUACUUCUUGUUUGAUUUUGAAUGGAAGGGCUUAAAGAAUGAUAAUGAAUUAUUUUAUCCAUCUCCACAUCCAAAUGGUUUGAUCAAAUGUGAAGUUGUUCGUGAUUCAAAAGCUAAAUUAUGA